AGCCGGUGCGCGGCCAUGGCGAGCCUCCUGCCGCGGCGGGCCGCCGCCGCCCGCCAGCGCCUUCUCCUCCGCCCGCCGCCGUCCCCGGGCGCGGCGGCAGCGCGGGGCAGCAGCCGGAGCUUGCCCGCAGCGCUCCUGCGCCGGGCCGGGCUGGUGGGCGGCCGCUGGCUGGAGGCGCCGGCCGCCUUCUCCGUGCGGGACCCGGCCAGCGGGGACGAGCUGGCGCGGGUGGCCGACUGCGGGGCGGCCGAGGCGCGGGAGGCCGUGCGGGCGGCGCACGGGGCCGGCGCCGCCUGGGGCCGCCUGCCCGCCAAGGAGAGGAGCGUGCGGCUGCGGAGGUGGUACGAGCUGAUGAUGGAGAACAAGGAGGAGCUGGCGAGGAUCAUCACGGCCGAGAACGGGAAGCCCCUGAAGGAAGCCCAGGGCGAGAUCCUGUACUCUGCCUCGUUCCUGGAGUGGUUUGCAGAGGAAGCUCGCCGGGUUUAUGGUGAUGUCAUUCCAGCCUCUUCGACAGACAGGAGGAUCCUGGUGCUGAAGCAGCCAGUGGGAGUGGCAGCCAUUAUAACCCCAUGGAACUUCCCCAGCGCCAUGAUCACGCGGAAGGUGGGGGCUGCGCUGGCCGCCGGCUGCACCGUGGUGGUGAAACCCGCCGAGGACACGCCGCUCUCAGCGCUGGCUCUCGGGGAGCUUGCAAACCAGGCUGGAAUUCCUGCAGGAGUGUAUAAUGUUGUUCCUUGUUCCAGACAACAGGCCCCAGCUGUAGGGGAGGUUCUCUGCACUGAUCCAUUGGUAGCCAAAAUAUCUUUUACUGGCUCUACAGCAACAGGAAAGGUCCUGCUGAAGCAUGCAGCUGGCACUGUGAAGAGGGUGUCCAUGGAGCUUGGAGGACACGCGCCUUUCAUCGUGUUUGACAGCGCCGACAUGGACCGAGCUGUUGCAGGAGCCCUUGCUUCCAAGUACAGGAACUCAGGGCAGACCUGUGUUUGCGCAAACCGCUUCCUGGUGCAGAAGGGAAUCCAUGACCAGUUUGUGGAGAAGUUUGCAAAAGCUAUCGAGAGAGAGCUGCACGUUGGAAGUGGAUUUGAUGCCAAAACUACCCAAGGGCCACUCAUUAACGAAAAAGCAGUGGAGAAGGUAGAGAGACAGAUCAAGGAUGCAGUUUCUCAAGGAGCAUCUGUGGUGACUGGAGGGAAACGGCACAGCCUGGGGAAGAAUUUCUUUGAGCCAACGUUACUUAGUAAUGUUACAACAAAGAUGCUCUGCACCCAAGAGGAGACAUUUGGCCCUUUAGCACCGGUUAUCAAAUUUGAGACAGAAGCAGAAGCUGUUGCUAUAGCCAAUGCAGCCAGCGUGGGGUUAGCAGGGUAUUUCUACUCCCGAGAUCCAGCUCAGAUCUGGAGAGUUGCAGAACAGCUGGAAGUUGGAAUGGUGGGUGUUAAUGAAGGCAUCAUCUCCGCCGUGGAGAGCCCUUUUGGUGGGGUGAAAGAGUCUGGCUUAGGGCGAGAAGGCUCAAAGUAUGGCAUUGAUGAGUACUUAGAAAUAAAGUAUGUGUGCUUUGGAGGCUUAUAAAAACCUACAGAAAGCACAAUCCCAACAGCUUGGAAAAGACUGCUGUGGUUUUAAUCAGCUUCUUGAAUCAGAAAUACUUAAGAAUGCAACUUCUCCCUUCUUCAAAACUAAGCAACCCUGUCCUGUAGGUGUUACUUCCAGUAUCCCGUGCUGCCAUAGGUUUUUACAUGUUCCUCAUUUCUGUACUCGGUUUCUCAGCACUGUGAUCACAGUGGCCAUUUUUAGUAGGGAGUAGGGAAGAACACACGUUUGUUUUGCCCCCUGUGUAACCCAGAGGACUUGGCCACUCGUGUGGAAUGAAAACAGAUCACAACCUAGGGCAAGGGGGAGACCAGACCAAUUUCCUACUGCCUGUGUGUUUCAGCGGGGGUGGGGGAGGCUUUGGGGAUGGCAAGUCCCCCUGUAGGAUUUUGUGUAAAUACAUUUGCUAAUGUGGUUAUGUGACCUUUUAGAAGCAGGCCUGUCUUUUUUUUUUUCACUUGUAGGAGAAUGUGGUGCCUCUGAAAAGUGAGGAAUUGCUUUUAGGUACACUUAGGCAUCCAUGCAGGCACCCAGCCAUCCUGUCCAGUGCAUGUUAACGCUGGCUGCAGAGCUCUCACUUGUGCCUAACAACCAGCUAGCAUGCCUGGGACCAAAUAUGACCCUUGUCUGCUGUUUGUGAGCGCUAGCAGUCCUGGGAACAGGACAGGGUGCUGCUGGCUGAGUGAGGAGCAGGAGGAAGAGGGGAUGCCUACUUGAGGAAUAACUUGCAGAAUUGUAAGGAGCCACUUAAGGGCUGUGUGAAGGAAGCACAAGUGGUGACACAACACGCUACAGAUACUCCCUUCCAUGAGAAGGACGUGCCUCUCCUUGUGUAGAAGGACAGUCACUGAUGUAGAAGUUGCUCAGUGGCUAAAGGAACGUUUCUCACCACCUCCAGAGAACUUGACCUUACAAAUGGUUCCGUUCCUACGGGCUUUGUGCCUUGAAGUGGAUGUGUGGUUACACAGAUGAAUGUCCAUUAGGGAGGAAAGGUUUAAAAACCUUUGGACUUGGGUAACUGGUGACCUAAUAAAGACUUAAACAGAUGUGAUUACAGGUGAGACUAGUUUGUGUCACCUCAUUUGUCAUCUUCAGAAGACAAAGCAAAGCUUCCUUAAUACAAAAUAAUCAGUGCUGUUUAGACAUUAUUUUCAUGGCAGCCCAAAAGCAGCACUUCAGCAAGUGGGCAGUGGUAAUCUGGCAAAUGAAUUGGCACUUCGGAGGCUAAGGGGAAUACAUGUUGGUUCCCGUGUUGGGCAACUUUGUCUGGUGGGCCUUUACCUAUUCAUUACUAAAAAUAAAUACAAGAGGGCAACAGAGCUUUUCUUCCUGUACACUAAUGAAUGUACCCUGUGAAAUGGGCUAUUUUAAGAGAUUUUUAUCCAAUGAGUGAAUGAGGUCGCACAAGACUUGGGGGGGGAAGUAAGCAGGAGCCGAGUUGCAGGGGGGGUUUAAAACGCACAUAAGGUAGCAGUGACUGCUGCUUCAGUACUUGUCAGUAUUUUUUAUGGUUCUGUUUGUGUAACACUUGAGACUAGGUCUGGAGCACAUUACCUGUCAGUGCCCUGAGUGUGUGUGUGUGUGUGUGUGCCUCAUGCCAACCCAGGGGCAGUGGUUAAAGGACAUUUAUGGCCUCCCAGUAAUUCCCACUGCACCAAAAACACACAUGUAAGACAGGGAUGACUUAAUGCUGUUGGCCAGUUGCAGACUAUGUGCUUGUCAAGAGUGAAUAAAGGAUGACCUAGUCCUACAUUAGUUGCAAAAACCUUCUUAUAGUCAGCUUCCAAGCUUGAACUGUUUGGAAGGCAGAGGGUGCCUGAAUUUGGGGAAGAGCGUGUUGUGGAAGAGGAAGCUGUUUGCCAGCCUUGGCUGCCACGAUGUGUUUCUUACUGGAAAGAGCAACUAGGUAGAAAGGGGUGGUAGCUUGGUGCCUGGGUACCACUGUACAGUGAUGCUGGCACACUUACAGGUGUGGGACACAGGUAGAGACCAUCUGCCACUGAAACUGCACAGACUUAAAAGGUGUCUGCCUGGGGACUGCAGCACAAGGUCAACGUUCAGCUUCUGUUGCUUGCUGCUGCAGGACACAGCGCAGUCUUGAAUGUGGGUGUGCUGCUUGGGACAGUGCAGCUGGGAUAAAUCCUUUAACCUGCUGCUCUAUUCAUUGCAAAUUAGUGAUCUGGUGCAUUGAUGCAUUUAAAAUCUUGAUGUCUUUUCAGAGAAUAGCACUGUUAAAAUUCACGAGUAAAUGUUUACUUCUUUUUCCUGGCAAAUACUACUUUUUACUCUGUCUGAUAACAUACUGUAAGCACAAAGUGUAAUUAAAGAUAAGGGGUGUAAUAAACUUCAAGAAUACCUUUGGCUGGAUGGCCUGGAGUCCAGCAGUGUCCUUGUUGUCACUAAGGUCCACAUCAGUGAAGCACAGAAUCAUCUGAAAAGUUAUCUUCAUGGCAAAGAGCUGUGAUCCUUCACCAAGGGUGGUACUUGAAUUCUCACACCUCAGUUAACGUUGGUUACACUUGUGAUAGCUUAGCACUUGCUGGGUAUUAAAACUGUGAUGGAAAAACAUGGUUUCAGUUAAUAAAUAGCUUGUGAAAGCACUGAA
This is a messenger RNA of Colius striatus (speckled mousebird), 4195 nucleotides long. RefSeq names its product aldehyde dehydrogenase 5 family member A1 (gene ALDH5A1). Gene Ontology annotation, molecular function: succinate-semialdehyde dehydrogenase (NAD+) activity. The coding region runs from base 16 to 1569 and encodes 517 amino acids. Lineage: Eukaryota; Metazoa; Chordata; Aves; Coliiformes; Coliidae. Gene Ontology annotation, biological process: GABA catabolic process. The transcript is spliced from 10 exons. The record is from RefSeq and is a predicted model, not a curated record.